Acanthochromis polyacanthus (spiny chromis) is the source of this 3616-nucleotide messenger RNA. Its product is annotated as metalloreductase STEAP4-like. Gene Ontology annotation, cellular component: plasma membrane; endosome. The coding region runs from base 798 to 2237 and encodes 479 amino acids. Gene Ontology annotation, biological process: copper ion import. Gene Ontology annotation, molecular function: cupric reductase (NADH) activity; ferric-chelate reductase (NADPH) activity. The record is from RefSeq and is a predicted model, not a curated record. NCBI's taxonomy places the organism in Eukaryota, Metazoa, Chordata, Actinopteri, Pomacentridae. The transcript is spliced from 9 exons.
GACUCUAUUCAGCUCUGACCCAUUUCACUGCACAAACACACACUCAAACACGAGCACAGACCCACACAUUCAAACGCUUUGCAAGCAAAAGCCGUGCAUUCAUACAAAAGCAAAGCAGCCACACACAAAACACUUACAUAUGUGCCAAGCUUCAUUUCUGCUCUGUUGAGUCUGUUCGUGUCACAACUCCGCAGAUGUUUUAGCCAUGGGGACAUGAACACUAAAUUUGCACAAAUUCUCUUCCCAGUCGUUUGGUUGGAACAGCGGGUUUUGAAAUGAUAAUGAAUCUGUGGGCCCUGGAUCUCCCACAUGGCAUCAUGUCUAGUGUGGAAACAGAAGAAAUAGAAUAAGGCAGCCCUGGAAAGCAGCAGCAUAAGAUUCGUUUUCUAUUUUUUUCCCCCUUCCCUUGUCAAAUGUGAAAGUCAAAUUCUGGGUGAACUAGAUAGAUGAAGCAGUCUGUGUUUCUAAGAAGUGAUAAAAUGUGAAUCUGAGGUUAGCGAUACAGCUGCUGAGAGCAGAUGGUUCCCCAGAACAGCUAAUUCACAGUUCAAAGUCUGGCUGUAUCAGUCAAUAACAGGAAAGCAUGAGCAGCAAAUGAUAAUAAAAAAAAAAACUCCGGAAUUGUUGGGCGGAGUGCUGAGUCAUAUUGUGCACGAUCCUGCACACGUAGUUUCAGGUGUUGAUUACAGGUGUAAUAAACAAACCUCACCUCAUGCACUUAUAUAUGAGGCAGAAAGAGGCUCAGAAUGAAAGACGGGUUGGACGCAAAGGCGGUAUAACCACUGAGAAGGCCAGACAUGACUUUGGAAAAGGGCACGUCAGCUGGGAUGAAGAGGGGCAAUAUGUCGCUGGAUCCUCUGGACUCUUCAGCUGCGCUCAAGUCGGAGCCGCUGUGCAUCUUUGGAACGGGCGACUUGGGCCGAUCUCUGGGCCAAUGUCUGCUCCAGUCUGGCUACGGGGUUGUGUAUGGCAGCCGCAGACCAGACAGCUGUGGCCCUUUGCCUCAGGGAGCUCAGGUGAUGACCCACCAAGAGGCAGCCCAAUUUGCAAAUCUGAUAUUCAUCUGCGUUCAUAGGGAACACUAUGAUUUCCUGGAGAUGCUGGCACCUCAUCUUGAAGGAAAGGUUCUGGUGGACCUGAGCAACAACCUGAAGAAAAACUUGUACCCAGAAGCCAACGCCGCCUACUUGCAGAGGCUGGUCCCGAAAGCUGCUGUGGUGAAAGGCCUGAACACGGUGUCUGCCUGGGCCCUGCAGAACGGACUGCCGUCAGGAACACAGGUGAGAGUGUACCUUUGCGGGAACAAUGAGGAAGCAAAGCGCGCAGUAGCAGAAAUGGCUACCAAACUGGGCCUCACAGUUCUGGAUCGAGGGUCUCUAUCUGCAGCCAGAGAGCUUGAGGACUUCCCCCUGCGACUCUUCCCAGAGUGGCGGAUACCGCUGUGGGUAGCGUUCAGCCUCACCGCCGCCUUCUUCAUCUACCUGGUCAUUAGAAAUACCGUCUAUGAUUACGUCAAUAACGGUCAGGACGUCUCCUACGGAAUCAUGGUGUCCCUGGCCAACAAGGUGUUUGCCGUCGUGUCUCUCAUCAUGCUGUCUCUCUGCUACCUGCCUGGUUGCAUUGCCGCCUUCCUCCAGCUCUACAGAGGGACCAAGUACAGGCGCUUCCCUGACUGGCUAGACCGCUGGAUGCUGUGCAGGAAGCAGAUGGGUCUUGUUGCACUAGGCUUUGCUUUACUCCAUGCCAUCUACUCACUUAUCAAUCCUCUGCGCUAUGUUUCCACGCGCCGCACCAUCACGAGUGUGGUGCAGGAGUUGAACAACCCUACCACAUUUGACAACACCCGAGCAUGGCGCAUAGAUUCAUUCUAUGCGCUGGGAAUCCUGGGCUUCUUUCUCUAUGUCCUGCUAGGACUGACAUCGCUGCCCUCUGUGGGAGGCUCCCUCAGCUGGAGAGAGUUCAGCUUCGUUCAGUCUAAGCUGGGCUACCUGACUCUCUUCUUUUGCACGGCACAUGGCUACAUUUACGGCUGGGACAGAUUCCUUGACCAUUCCACCUACAACUGGUACACUCCUCCAGUCUACAUGCUCUGUCUCAUUAUACCGACUGUGGUUCUGGUGUUCAAGUUGAUCAUCAUCAUUCCCUGUGUCGACCGCACUCUGAUGCGCAUUCGGCAGGGCUGGGAGAGGAACCCGCUGAGGGGGGAGACGGAUGACCUCAAAUUCACCAACCUGUGAACUCUGACCGCUCGAAAUCGUUCUGAUUAUUGGGCGUUUCAUUCACAUCCUCUUUGGAAGGAAACAAAAAAAUAAUAAUCUGCCCUACUUGCAACUAAAGUAUUACAUUAAGUGUGCUGGUUUGUAAGUAGGUGAAAGGAUUUACAAUAUUGAAUACUUUGAUUUUGCACAAAGUAUUUUAGUAGACGGGCUUUAAUUCUCUAAAGAAGUAAUGUUUCCAAAAAACUAAUUUAGUCCAGUUUGUGUGUGACUCUCAAUUGUGCAAUAGCCAAAUAAAACAAGAAGCUAUGGUUUAUUUCAGCCAAGUGGACAGGUCUCUGUGGAUAUAAAUGUUUUUAAUGUCUACUUUCUUUGAGCAUUGAAAGAAAGAAAGCAAGAAUGGAAAAAAACACUGAUUUCAUGUUUGUGUUGCAUCUUUUCCACCGAACGUGGUGAAAAAUAGAUUGAUAUUCCCUGCUGAAAUCCAUUGUUUUGAUAAACAUAGGCACUAGUUUUUCUGUUUUCCGCUCUCCUUUUCCCUUCAAGUGGUGCAAUUGUGUCCCCGAGGUUGCUCUCUUUUCAGGAUGUUAUUGAUCUCGCCGUUUUCUGACACAAAUACCUCACUACCCAAACCUGCCUUGCCUCCCAAGGGCAUGCCGAGGCACACACACGCUUGCAUAUGCACACAUGCAACGUAAAGGAGAGCAAGGUUAAGCUAAUUAUGCUUUCCACAUGCGGCGUUAAUACAUGCAGUGACAAGUGUGAAGGUGGAUGACGGAUUGUGCAGCCAAAAGCAGACUCGAGAGGCAGAACAAGUGUCAUGAAAAGUGCUAUUGCACUGUUAGUCAACAGCAAAUUUGCCGAGCUGAAGCAAGAAACAGUAAUAAACCAUGCAAGCUGCCUCUAAUGUGUGUGUGAACCAAUGAGGAGCAGCUGAAUAGAAAGAUCAGGCCUGACUUGAUCAUGAUGGUAAACACAGGUGGUGAAAAGGUGCAGAAUAUGGCAACCUGUUGUAAAUUUUAAUAGCUAGAUAUGCAUUGCAGAUACUCUUAAUUCAAUCAUUUCUAGUCAAAAUGAACAAUUCUGCUGCAGAUAUCUCCAAUAUGAACUGUGGCUAUCUGGAGCUAUUCUCCAAAAAACAUCUUUUUGAUAUCAUUCCAUUUAAAUUUUUAAGUCGCCUUUUAUACUUUUAAAGAAACUGUAGUAUUUAUGUUACCACCCCAGCUAUGUAUCACUGAUAAUAUCCUACAGGGAUUGAUGAAGUGCACAAACUUGGAGGGACGGAGAGCAGCAACAGCUGGAGGAAAAGAGUUUAAAAAUGUCUACAAAAUGGAUGUUGACGUUCUUGUAUUGCUGUUCUGUGUAAUAUUCUUCUUUUUCAAUCAUCAAAAUGUUCAAAA